Messenger RNA from Mauremys mutica (yellowpond turtle), 3189 nucleotides. It is a transcript of the gene SHKBP1, whose product is annotated as SH3KBP1 binding protein 1. The record is from RefSeq and is a predicted model, not a curated record. Gene Ontology annotation, biological process: protein homooligomerization. Lineage: Eukaryota; Metazoa; Chordata; Testudines; Geoemydidae. The transcript is spliced from 18 exons. Bases 20 to 2464 code for a protein of 814 amino acids. Gene Ontology annotation, molecular function: protein binding.
GCGGGGCGCGGGCCCGGAUAUGGCGGCUCAAGGCGGGAGCGCGCGGCCGGGCGCGGAGUUGAUCCAGCUCAACGUGGGGGGCAAAAGGUUCAGCACGUCCCGGCAGACCCUGACCUGGAUCUCGGAUUCCUUCUUUUCAAGCCUCCUGAGUGGCCGGAUCUCCACCCUGAAGGAUGAAACGGGAGCGAUCUUCAUCGACCGAGACCCCACCGUCUUUGCACCUAUUCUCAACUUCCUGCGAACCAAGGAGCUGGAUCCCAGGGGCGUCAACAUCUCCCUGCUGCUGCAUGAAGCGGAGUUCUAUGGGAUCACCCCGCUGGUGCGUCGCCUGCAGCUGCGCGAGGAGCUGGACCGCUCGGCCUGCGGGAGCGUCCUCUUCAACGGCUACUUGCCCCCGCCAGUGUUCCCCGCCAAGCGGCGUAACCGGCACAGCGUGGCUGGGCCGCAGGUGGCCGCCCGGCUGCACAGCGCCGCCGAGAGGGCCCCGGUUCGCCGCAGCAACACCCUGCCCCCCACCCUGGGCCAGGCCGGGCUGCUGGGGCGCCUGCUGGAGGAGCGGGGCCUCGGGGCAGGGCCGGCCAGUGACCCUGGCAUGGUCCGAAUCGUCUGUGGGCACCACAACUGGAUCGCCGUGGCCUACGCCCAGUUCCUCGUUUGCUACAGGAUGAAGGAGACGUCGGGCUGGCAGCAGGUGUUCUGCAGCCCGCGGCUGGACUGGCUGAUCGAGCGGGUGGCCCUGAAUGCCAAGGUGCUGGGCGGGUCGCUGGGCGAGCAGGACAAGAUGGUGGCCGUGGCGUCCUGCAGCGAGAUCAUCCUCUGGGCCCUGCCGGCCGACGGCAACGGCAGCGAGAUCGGCGUGUUCCACCUGGGCGUCCCGGUCGAGGCGCUUUUCUUCGUGGGCAGCCAGCUCAUCGCCACCAGCCACACGGGCAAGAUCGGCGUCUGGAACGCGGUCACCAAGCACUGGCAGAUCCAGGACGUGGUUCCCAUCAGCAGCUACGACGCGGCCGGCACCUUCCUGCUGCUCGGCUGCCACAACGGCUCCAUCUACUACGUGGAUGUGCAGAAGUUCCCCCUGCGCAUGAAGGACAACGACCUGCUGGUGACGGAGCUGUACCGCGACCCCUCGGAGGACGCCGUCACCGCCCUCAGCGUCUACCUCACCCCCAAGACAAGCGACAGCGGGAACUGGAUCGAGAUCGCCUACGGGACCAGCUCGGGGACGGUGCGGGUGAUCGUGCAGCACCCGGAGACCGUGGGCUCGGGGCCCCAGCUCUUCCAGACCUUCACCGUCCACCGCAGCCCCGUCACCAGGAUCAUGCUGUCCGAGAAGCACCUCAUCUCGGUCUGUGCCGAUAACAACCACGUCCGCACCUGGACGGUGACGCGCUUCCGCGGCAUGAUCUCCACGCAGCCGGGCUCCACCCCGCUGGCCUCCUUCAAGAUCCUGUCCCUGGAGGACCUCGAUGGGCACGCAGGCUGCAGCGCCGGCACCGACAUCGGGCCCUUCGGGGAGCGGGACGACCAGCAGGUUUUCAUCCAGAAGGUGGUUCCGGACGCCAGCCAGGUCUUCGUGCGUCUCUCCUCCACCGGCAAGAGGAUCUGCGAGGUGCGCUCCGUGGACAGCACGGCCAUCACCUCCUUCACGGUGCACGAGUGCGAAGGCUCCAGCCGCAUCGGCUCCCGGCCGCGCCGCUACCUCUUCACGGGCCACGCCAACGGCAGCCUCCAGAUGUGGGACCUCACCACCGCCAUGGAGAUGCUGGGCAAGCCGCCAGAGGUGGGGGGCCUGACGGAGGAGGAGCUGCUGCAGCAGCUGGAGCAGUGCGACCUGGCCCUGACGCGCACUCCGGACAUGAGCCCAGCCUGCUCCUGCGCUCACCCCGGCACGCCCCAGGCCUCCAGCACCAGCCUCCAGUCCCAGGGCAGCGACGGUGCCCGAGACAGACCCGCCAAGGGGGCUGCCAGCCCUGGGCUCCUGCUGAGCUCUGCCCGCGGAAGCCUGCUGGUGCCCAGACCCCGUGAGGGCCCCUUCCCGGUGCUGACGGCCAGCCAGAGCUCCCUGAACCGCGGCGAGGGCCCCGCGCCGGAGCCCUGCCCCCGGCGGCCAGCAGAGGGGCCGGACGGCGACCCCCGGGCUCCCCACGGGCUGCGUGGGGGGGGCAGCUUCGUCGAGCGCUGCCACGAGCUGGCCCGCUCCUCCGGGCUCGAGGGCAGGUGGCCUGGCCCAGCCGGGGAGCCUGACGGGGGGCGCCUUGGAGCCAAGGGCAGGGUCCUGCUACGUGCCCCCGGCAUGCCAGCCCGCAGGCCCCCCGGAGCCAGCCCCACCCCCUCUGUCAGGACCCUGCCCCCCGCCCUGCCGGGGUCCGGCUCCUCCUCCUCCCCCCCCUCGGCAGCCAGCGAGGCCCUGCCUAUCGUCCCGCUGGCAGCGCCCAAAGCCCAGCUCAACGAGACCUCGUUUUAGCAUCCGCGGAUCCGGCCUGGCCGUGACUGACUCACCACAGAGGCCUUACGCCCGCUGCCCGACUCAGGCUCUGCGCAGCUCGGCCGGCCGGCCGAUGCCCCGGACUCGGCCACCCCGGGACCUGCCGCAAGCCAGGGGCCAGGGGCCCUCUGCAGCCGUGUCCUGCUGGGGCUGCCCUGCUGGGCCGGGCCGGGCACCCUGCCCGAGGCAGGAUCACGCUCCGCUCACAGAGCGAUGGAUUGGCUGGCGUCCCUCCUCCCGGGGGCUACCUCCGCCCCCUCGCUGGGCUCGCUGGCCCAGGAGGGGAAAUCCUACUGCAGGUGGGAAAAGGUCCCCGCUGGUGGGCGGGGCCUAAGCCUGGUGGCUCCUCCCACCCUACAGCAAGCCAAAGCCUAUUGGCAGAAAUAAGGGGGCGCUGUGCCGGGGGUGGGGCCCAGGUGCGGCUUCCAAGGCAAAUACACCCGCGUUCCCCACGCUCUGCCUGCGUGUGUGUGUGUGUGUGUGUGGCUGGGGGGCCGGCCCCCCGCGCGACAUCAGUGGUGCUGGGUUCCGAACUCGCCCCCUCUCCUGGCAGCGGAGGGCUUGGCUGGGCUGCAGGCCUGUCGCUCGGCAGCCGGCGUGGGGCAGACCCAGCUCCCUGGCACGCCUGGGUGGGCCCUGGCCAUUACUGGCCCCACAGCCAGGUCCGGGCCGUGCGGGGAGAGGAGCCGGCCCUGUGGGAGCUG